This is a messenger RNA of Chironomus riparius, 913 nucleotides long. NCBI's taxonomy places the organism in Eukaryota, Metazoa, Arthropoda, Insecta, Diptera, Chironomidae. The record is from the annotation of a GenBank genome assembly.
UGAAAAUUCACAAAAAGGAAACAAAGUUGAUCAACAACAUGGAGACUGAAAAUUCACAAAACUUAAAUAACACAAUAAAUAAUGCUAAAAAUGAAUGCGAAAUUAAGUUGUGGAAAAAAUAUAAAGAAAGUUGUGAGAUCCAGGAAAAGUCAAUUUAUGAAAAGUAUGAAUUAUAUCAUUCAAGUCCAUCGUCUCAUCCACAUUACGCGACUGAAUUAGAAAACUACAUAACAUACGGAUAUAAUUUGAACUAUUUUGCUGAUUAUUUCAAGACUAAAUUAGAGUAUUUAAAGUUUACAGAAAUAAUGGAUAUGCGGCAAAUAAUUUUCAAAAUUGAGUGUCUUCGACAUCGUGGAUGUGCUGUAUCUGAAACAGGCGAUGUUAUGACUACUAUUCCCAUUGAUGAUGGAUGUAAAAAUAUCAUUUCUAUUGUUAACAGCAUCCUUAAUUCUCAAGCAAAAGACUGCAUAUCCCAAAAAGAUUAUGAAAAGCUUGAGGAUAUACUGACAAGAGCCAUUGACUAUGACUCCUUAAAUAUCAAGUUUAAUUUGACUCAAAAAGAUGAAGGACUUUUCAUUAGUAUCAGAAAAUUACUGCGUAAUCAGCUACUUACUGAUGAAAUCUCGUCCUUUGAAAAAGCAACAAUCCGAAAGAUUGUAAAUGAUAUCCAGACUUUAAUUCGGUUUGAAUUUUCGUCUGUAAAGUGUCUUGAAGACCAUAAUAUGGACUUGAAUCUGUCUAAUACAUCAAUUGAUGAAAAUGGCAACAAAAAAGUCAAACUUGUUCGAAACAAUAAUAUAAUCAAUGAAGUGGAAAUAGAGAAAGCAAUAGCAGCACAGGUAGGUAUGGAACUCGACGAAAUAUCUGAAAACUUAACAGCAUCAAUAGAACAAGAAUAAACAAUUAUUAUGGA